AUGUGGUACUCUCAGUGCUCGCCAGAAACAGUCAUGACUAUCGACUUUCGUGUGGCCACAGUCCAAAGCCCUAUGGACCUUUCAAGCAUACUCAAUCCAUAUCCCACGCCACCGAGGUCCGAAGAUGAGAUGAUGAUACAAGAGGAUGAUGAGAUGACAGACAGCUCAUCAGAUUCGGAGCUUCGACGCUUUCAUACGCCUCAGCCCAUGGAAAUUGACGGAGAGAUCCCGUGGUUUCAUCGUCCUUCUCCUGCUCAAGUCUAUAGCCAGCUUCCCCCAAUUCAGUUGGCUCCGGAACAGCAAUAUUCAAUGCCUUCACAUCGAACAUUAUCAGGUCCAGGAUAUGCUCAAGUCCUCACGCUGCAGAGAUCUUGCGAGACAGUUCUGAUUAGCGCAGCCCGGCAGACAAACACCAUUCAUGCACCGCGGCACCGUCACCACUGCCUCUCCCACCGUCGUUCAAGACUGCCUCCGGGGUAUACCAGGCCAUCUAUAUCUUUCGCUGUAAUGAGAAAAAAGAGAAACCUGACCGGAACCCAGUCUAACCGGGCAUACACCCAGGAGCAGAUGCAUUGGCUCCGAUAUCACCGUAUAGACUGCGAUAUGCACUAUCACCAGAUGUACGCCAUGUGGCUGCGCCAAUUUCCGCAGCUAGAAGACAGACGCGGUGAUGGACAGCAAUUCAGCAGCCGUCUCUACCGAGACCACCGUGUUCCAGUGAUGGAUGACGAGGGAUGCCCCGUCUACGACGCGGAAGGCAAGCCCGAAUACAUCUACUGCAAGAUCCGGGACAAGAAAGAUGCCGAGCACAAGGACAUCCCGUUCAAGCUCGUCGAGAAGCACCCCGAAUGGGCCAUCUACUGGGACUGGGUCAGUCCCGCGCACAAGGCCAUGGCUCAGAAAAUCCUCGACGGGAAGGACCUCGACUUUGCGCAGACCAAGAAGGAGAAGUACCGUCGGGCGAUCCUGAAACUGGACCCGAAGACAUUGCCCAAGGGGUGGUACCCGACGCCUGCACACCACGCCGAGGCCAUGCUGAAGCUCUGCGAAUCUCAAUCCGAGAAUACGGCAUCAGUAGCGGCAGGCUCCGUGAGCUCUUCCCAAUCGACUAUCCCGUCUUCCGGCUGGACGGGGGGGGCACCGCAGUAA
This is a messenger RNA of Drepanopeziza brunnea f. sp. 'multigermtubi' MB_m1, 1149 nucleotides long. RefSeq lists its product as uncharacterized. Lineage: Eukaryota; Fungi; Ascomycota; Leotiomycetes; Helotiales; Drepanopezizaceae. The record is from RefSeq and is a predicted model, not a curated record.